Molecule: messenger RNA, 2711 nt
Organism: Oncorhynchus mykiss (rainbow trout)
Lineage: Eukaryota; Metazoa; Chordata; Actinopteri; Salmoniformes; Salmonidae
Product: olfactomedin-like protein 2A
Biological process (GO): signal transduction
Source: RefSeq, a predicted model, not a curated record
UUGGUGGAUGAUGAUUUACCCCUGAUGCGCAGAGUUGAGGACUAGUGUGUGGACAGCGCCUUAUCAGCUUGGAAAACUGAUUGUUGCGCAUAUUACAGCAACGACAUAUACGAUUUGGGUCUGUGGCAAUGGAAGCCUAAUAUCUCGUGCGGAUGUCCUAAUUUAUGGAUUGAGUAAUACUGUAACCGACCUUGUCAUUCCGACUCCAAAAGUUGUGCUGAGGGAUUCUUUAUCUGCUAUCAAACACCUGGGAGGAAAAUGUGGAGAUUUACGAAUUUAUUAGCUUGCCUACUGGUGGUGUGUAAAGAUGUCACUGCACAGAGUAAGAUCUUUGGGGAGACAGAGCCGGUGCGGAUGACAUCGGAGGGCUCAGACUGUCGAUGUAAGUGCAUCAUGAGGCCACUGAGCAAGGAUGCGUGCCAGCAUCUGAGGAGCGGAAAAGCACGGGUGGAGGACUUCUACACGGUGGAGACCGUCAGCUCUGGAUCGGACUGCAAGUGUUCCUGCACAGCCCCUCCCUCCUCCCUCAACCCCUGCGAGAACGAGUGGAAGAUGGAGAAGCUGAAGAAACAGGCCCCAGAGCUUCUCAAGCUCCAUUCCAUGGUGGACCUACUGGAGGGGACGCUGUACAGUCUGGACCUCAUGAAGGUUCACUCCUACAUCAAUAAGGUGGUCUCCCAGAUGAACACACUAGAGGAGACAAUCAAGACCAACCUGACUCGGGACAAUGAGUUUGUAAGGGACAGCAUGAUAACUCUGACAAACCAGUUUAAGAGGUAUGAAAACUACUCAAACAUCAUGAUGAGCAUCAAGAAGGAGAUAUCCAGCCUGGGGCUGCAGCUACUGCAGAAAGACCAAACAGAGACCAAAGCUCAGGACACCAAUGAUGAGAAAACCAAAGAGACCGUAAAAAAACCUAACAAAAAGUCCCCUGCAUCUAAGCCCCCUCCCAAGCCGCCCAAGGAAAAGGUUGUAAAACCCAAGAAAGAGAGCACCAAACCUGGGAAGCCCAUCAAGCCUGACCCCACAGCCAAGGCCAAGGUGGCAGGGCACCAGCCGGGGGUAGUGAGGGGCAUCACAUACUACAAAGCAGCCAAGGUGGAUGGGGACGGGCAUGUCACAGGCGGUAAAGACAACUCUGCCAAGACUCAAACCGUCCAACACGUCAAAGAGACACACUCGGAGGACGGAGGCGCUGAAAUCAUCUUGGAAACCAUAAAGGGAACCACAGCUGACUCGACAACCACCACAGAAACUGUGGUCACUACCACGACAACAAUGGCAGCAACAACAACAACAGCCAGUACCACAAUGCCAUCUACUACCACCACCACCACCACCACCAGUGCAGCAGCAGUAGAGAGGCUAGACAGACCAGCUCCCACCAUCAUGCUCUUCCUGGACAACUCAGACAACAACAGUCGACCAAUCCUACACAGAGCAGGGAAGAUCCUAGACUGUGAGGGGACCCUGGCGUCUAUCGAGCUACCAGAGAAGCAGCACAGCUAUGGGAGGAAUGAGGGAGCAUGGAUGAAGGAUCCUCUGGCAAAGGACUCCAAGAUCUACGUCACUAAUUAUUACUAUGGCAACAACCUGGUGGAGUUCCGAAACCUGGACAACUUCAAGCAAGGUCGUUGGAGCAACCUCUUCAAACUGCCUUACAACUGGAUCGGCACAGGCCAUGUGGUGUACAACGGAGCAUUUUACUACAACAGAGCUUUCACCAAAAACAUAAUUAAGUACGACCUAAGGAUGCGUUACGUGGCUGCCUGGACCCUCCUGCAUGACGUGGUUUACGAGGACACCACCCCUUGGAAGUGGAGAGGCCACUCGGACAUUGACUUUGCCGUGGACGAGAGUGGACUGUGGGUGAUCUACCCUGCCACGGACUAUGACUACUCUCAGCAGGAGGUGAUCGUCAUCAGUAAGCUAGACCCUGGGGAUCUGUCCAUGAAGAAGGAGACAACUUGGAGGACGGGCCUGAAGAGAAACUCCUACGGGAACUGCUUCAUCAUCUGUGGGGUGCUGUACGCUGUGGACGUCUACAACCAGAAGGAAGGGGAGGUGAACUAUGCCUACGACACCCACACCAACUCAGAGGCUAUCCCUCGUCUGCCCUUUACCAACGAAUACGCCUACACCACCCAGAUCGACUACAAUCCCAAGGAGAAGGUCCUGUACGCCUGGGACAAUGGACACCAGAUCACAUAUAACAUACACUUUGUUGACCAAUGAGCACAGGGGUUUUGCGCUCAGGUAAAGUAUAGGCCAUCAGCACUAUGACAAGUUCACUAUCCCCAUAGAGAUAAGAGAGAUGCUCAGUAAUUGAUGCGGUAAAGAGGUCAAUGGAACGUAGACCGCGGGGGAUAGGAGAAGGAUGCCAGAUUGGGGCACAUUCAAAUCUGAUCUAAUGAAGUGGAUAUUCAUUAUCAUAGAUGUAUUGUAACAGCCCUACAAUGUGGUUACUAAAGUCCAAUUUUGAUAUAUUUGGCUGUUUUUGCUGCAUACCAUUUAGAAGUAGUCCCUGUUCAGGUUUAGAAGAAGUAACUGCUAAAUGGUAACUCCCGUUCGUAUAAGCUGGUAGCGUAGCUAGCACUGAGAAAUCUGUGGCGAUAGUCAAUGUUGUUUUUAACUGUAAUGCAGUUCAUUGGUGAUUAUGACAUGAACAAGUGUUGGGGUUGACAUCCAUACAGCAUUAUACUCUGAUUUUC